Scomber scombrus (Atlantic mackerel) is the source of this 2563-nucleotide messenger RNA. RefSeq names its product cytoskeleton associated protein 2-like (gene ckap2l). NCBI's taxonomy places the organism in Eukaryota, Metazoa, Chordata, Actinopteri, Scombriformes, Scombridae. The record is from RefSeq and is a predicted model, not a curated record. The transcript has 9 exons. Bases 25 to 2376 code for a protein of 783 amino acids. Gene Ontology annotation, cellular component: centrosome; mitotic spindle; cytosol.
CGGAAAAAGGGAAUACUAAUAGAUAUGGAAGAAGAAGAGACCGUACCGAUACUUUCCAGAAAAGAUGUGCGUCGCCAGAAGUUGAUGGAGUACUUGACAGCGAAGGGAAAGCUGAAACUGUCCAACUCCACGAAUGUAACCAACGGUGACAACAGCCAGGUGAAGAAACCUGUGACAUCUGCACUGAAGGUCAUCACGGGGAAAGAGAACAGUGCUCCUGUUGACAGUCUGAGAUAUGAAGCCACAAAAAUUUUGCCUCCUCGAUCCACACAACAACCUGCCCGAAAAACAUUCAAUGUUACAAACAAAGUUAAUGUAAACACCCUGACCGCACAGCAGAAGGCCAACAGUGUCCCAGCUCAGUUAAAACUUAAUCAAAACCGAGUGCUAACAAAUACAUAUAACGUGACUUCAAAAUCUAAUCUGUAUGCAGUCAGCCAUCUCAAGAAGCAGCCAAAAACAGGAUUACAGUCUUCAGUUAAAACCUCUUCUAAUGCCGCACGUACCGCUUUUACAAAACCCAACAGUAGAUUCAGCGGGAGCUCAAACGCCACCAGGUCAGGUCCAGUGAACGCAGUCAAUUUUAGGAUGAAUCUCGGUCCCAUUGUCAAAACAAAAACGGGACUCGUUCCUGCUGUGAUCCAGCCGAGAAACACUAACCCAAACCUAACACGCCUAACUUCUACCACAGCAGCUAAUACCGCCGUCAGCACCAAUACUUCUAAUACUGCCAAAAAGGUGCGAUCCAACACCUUAUCUUCGCUUUCUGUUCCCAGGAGUUCCUCUGUGGCUCCGAGGAAAACGUUUUCUAGUACUGCUCUAAACAAACCCGUUCACGAGAAAACCACCAUUUCUCAGAGAGCAAGAGCUGCAAUUAAAACUCAAGAUCAGAAAAAGUCAAAUUCUAAGCCAGUUUUGGGUAAACAGUUUCAGCCAUCUUCUAAGACUCAAAUAUUAAGUGGAGUGAAAUCAAUGUCCACUUCCACCAAGGGCAGAGCAGCAUCUGUUAAGCCAGAGGUAAAGGUAGGAGUGGCAAAAAUGAAAGAAUCAGCUUGUCAGCCCACAGCUAGAUCCACAAACCAAAGAUCUCAGGCAGCAGGAGGGGAGAAAAAUGUCCAAACAUGCAAAGCUGCUCCCCGAAUACCCACGGUGCCAGCGAGCAGGCACAGUGUCAGGGUGACUGGUGAAGCUACACGGGCUGCUGCGGCCGUGCCGGCAGGGAAACCCAAGAUAAGUAAAACGACAGAAAGCAAGAAGGGAUCCAGUUCAAUAAAAGCCCCUCCGCCACCGAAGGGUACAAAAAGAAUUAGUGCUCCGGUGCUGUCACAGACGGUGCCGCGGCCUGCCAGGACCAUCAGCUACUGCGGAAAGGACACAGACUUGAAGAGGCCAAAGGUCCCAGUCACAGUCGUUCCUCAGACGGAGGUAAAGAAACGGACUGCCGCCCAGAAGGAGAGAAUGAGUAAACUACAGGUGUGGCGGGAAUCCAAGGGCAUUUCUUACAAGCGUCCUCCGAUGACGGUCAAACCUCAGGUCAAUAGCACUGUCUCCUUGCCGCAGCCCUUCUGGGCCACCAUGACAGAGGAGGACGAGGCCCACUCUCUUGUUUACACUGUGGACAGAUCUCUGGCCGACUGCUUAAAAUUGCUGGAAGAGGGCUGCCCCCCAGACCAGGUGAAGGGGGUUCUCUCACGCCUGCCACCGCUGUCCCAUAAGUUUGCCAAAUACUGGAUAUGUCAGGUCCGCCUGAUGGAGCUAGAGGGUGACCUGGAGGUCCUGCCCAUGUUUGAAGAAGCUGUUCGUGUAGUGUUGGAGCCCGUGGACGAGCUGCGGACCGUGGUGUUUGAGAUCCUGAAGAAAAAGGACGAGAUUCAAGCAUCUGAAGAGAAGGAGAGAGAGGAGGACGAAAUCCUGGAAACAGUGGAAAUCACCCCUGAUAUGAUGACCCCCUCUAAACCUGUCAGAGCCCUGAUCUGUAGGGAGAAAGGAGAUUCUUCUGUCGUCAAGUUCAAGAUCACAGCGACCCCUGGUGGCCCUGCAGACAAGCAGAGUGAACCAGCACGGAUAAAUGGCCAGGAGUUGCGCUUCUUUACCCCAGUGAGACGCUCGGUGCGAAUAGAGAGAGCCUCACUCCGACUCCCUGCGGCCCUCCAGGACCACGAUGUCUGUGUGGCCUCCUACAACGACCUGAUCGACGAGGAGACCAAAGAGGGAAGCGAAGAGCAGGAGGACGGGGAGAUCAGCCCGUCUGCUAACCAAACACCGAUGUACGUCUACAGGCAGAACGAAGCACUUAAAGACAAAGUGUUGGUCAAGCUUUUCUACGAGGAAGAUGAUGAAGAGGUGCUUAACUCAUCUUCACCAGUUUGUAAUUGAGGAAAAAAGUUACACAUUUUUCACUGUUUACAUGUCAGGGAGAAGACAUUUGUUUAUAUUUUGGUGUCGUUGGUUAUUUUACCCCCCUGGAAGGAAGUUGAGUUUUAAGUUUAUUCCUUGUAAAGAAGUUUUUCGAUUGUUUUGUAAAAAUGAAUUUGGAUAAUGUCCUGUAUAUAGAAAUGUAAAA